Molecule: messenger RNA, 1431 nt
Organism: Carassius gibelio (silver crucian carp)
Lineage: Eukaryota; Metazoa; Chordata; Actinopteri; Cypriniformes; Cyprinidae
Product: taste receptor type 1 member 1-like
Exons: 4
Coding region: 1-1431 (476 amino acids)
Biological process (GO): G protein-coupled receptor signaling pathway
Cellular component (GO): membrane
Molecular function (GO): G protein-coupled receptor activity
Source: RefSeq, a predicted model, not a curated record
AUGUUUUUAAGGCACAGUUCCUCAAAAUCUGGAUAUCAGAUGAUGCAAGUAAUGAGAUUUGCUGUUGAAGAGAUUAAUAACUCAACAACUCUUCUGCCCAAUGUGUCUCUGGGCUAUGACAUUUUUGACCACUGUUCUAAUAUAAAGAAUUUAAAUACAGUCUUAAAUUUAAUCUCCAAGAAUGGCUUAAUAAGACCUAAAGAAAUACUCAACAACUAUCAGCCUAAAGUGAUUGCUUUAACAGGACCAUAUGGAAGCUCAAAAACUAUUACUAUCGCACCACUGAUCACAAUGGACCUUAUACCAUUGGUGAACUAUGGAGCUACUAGCUAUGCAUUAAGCGAUAAACGUCAGUAUCCUUCUUUUGUGAGAACAAUCCCUAGCAACAAAGACCUGAUAGAGAUGAUUAUUCACAUCAUACGGUGGUUUGGAUGGAACUGGGUUGCCUUUCUUGGUAGCCAAGAUGAUUACAGUUCAGAUGGACUAAAGCUGUUUAACAAGUAUAUAAAAAAUACUGGCAUUUGUUUGGCCUAUCAAGAGGGUCUAAGUCUAAAUGCAAACUAUGGUCUAACACUUAAAAAGAUUGAUAAGCUCAAAAUUAAUGUCAUUGUUGUUUUUGCUGUGCCACAAUAUGCAAGCAAAAUUAUCAAAGCAGCCAUAGCAAACAACAUCCAAGACAAAGUAUGGAUUGCAAGUCAAGCAUGGGCUAUGAAUCAGCAACUUCCAAGAGAGCCAGGAAUUGGAAAAAUUGGCACAAUCAUUGGCAUUACAGAGAGACUGUUGUCAUUGCCUGGAUUCAAUGAAUUUGUCUAUAAAAUCAGUAGAAUAACCGAUAUUAGCCAUAAUUAUAGAGCUGAGACUGGCAUCCUGGGGAUGAGAAAGACAUGUAAUCAAGUUUGUGAUUACUGCUCUUUGUUGACUGCAGAGGAGAUCAUAAAUGAAAAUCCCACAUUCUCUUUUGCCAUCUAUGCUGCCAUAUAUACCAUAGCUCAUGCGUUACAUAAGGUUCUGCAGUGCGACAUGAAUGAAUGCCACAAAAACACAAUGCUCAAACCAUACAUGCUUCUUAAAGAGAUAAGUAAUUUGGAUUUUCCACUCAAUGGCCGUCAGGUGAAAUACAAUGACCAUUAUGAUCCAACAAUCAGUUAUGCAGUUGUGCUCUGGCGCACUGAUGUGAAUCCUCCACAGUUUGAGAUGGUUGGCACAUAUGAUACUCAUCCUGAAAUUACUUUUAGUAUCGACAACUCUCUCAUGCCAUGGAAUAACAAUGGUUCUGUUAUAUUCUCAAACUGCUCUGUUGAGUGUAAGGCGGGAUAUUCAAGGCAAACUGAAGGAUUUCAUAGUUGCUGUUUUUCCUGUAAAAAAUGCCCAUCCAACAGCUAUGUGGAUUUUUCUCGUAAGUACCUUAAGCAGAGGUUGAUGAGAUUUUAA